AUGACGGAAACGAUGGCGCUGAGUGGAAACUGUAGGACUAACCCCAAAGAGCAGGCGUCAGUUCAGAACAGUUUCCCAGAUGUUGUUGAAUUAAACGUAGGGGGACAGGUUUAUUACACGCGUCACUCAACUUUGGUGAGCACCCCGAGUUCAUUACUAAGCAAGCUAUUCUCGUCCAAAAAAGAAGCGUCUAAUGACUUGGCGAGAGACCCCAAGGGCCGCUAUUUCAUUGAUAGAGACGGGUUUUUAUUCCGGUAUGUGUUGGACUACCUCCGAGACAAGCAAGUCGUCCUCCCGGACCACUUCCCGGAGAAAGGAAGGCUCAGAAAAGAGGCGGAGUACUUCCAGCUGCCCGACUUGGUGAAGCUCCUGACCCCCGAGGAUGUCAAGCACAGUCCGGACGACUACUUCCACAGCGACUAUGAAGACGGUUCCCAGGGUAGCGACCACCGGCAGUGUCCGCCGCCCUCUCUCGUUCCUGCGGAUAGAAAGAGCGGUUUCAUCACGGUGGGGUACCGGGGGUCGUGCACUAUGGGCCGUGAGAGUCAGACCGACGCCAAGUUCAGGAGGGUACCUCGGAUACUGAUAUGCGGGCGCGUGGCCCUGGCCAAAGAAGUUUUCGGGGAGACCCUGAACGAGAGCCGGGACCCGGACAGGACCCCGGAUCGGUACACCUCCCGCUUUUACCUCAAGUUCAAGCACCUGGAGAGGGCUUUUGACAUGCUGUCGGAGUGCGGUUUCCAAAUGGUGGCCUGCAACUCGUCAGUCACAGCCUCGUUUGUCAACCAGCACACAGAGGACAAGAUCUGGUCCAGCUACACAGAAUACGUCUUUUACCGUGGCCCAUCACGUUGGUCCUCCCCUUCAUGUGACUGCUGCUGCAAGAACCACAAGGGUGACGGCGAGGGUGAGAGCGGCACUUCCUUCAAUGAGCUCUCCACCUCCAGCUCUGAGAGUCAGUCAGAAGCCAGCUCUCCCCAGGGAACGGUCAUCUGUGGCCCGGUCAGCCGCCAGUCACACCCCCACACCAAUGUCCAAACUCUGGACAGGCCACUGAAAAAGGGCCCCGUCGCCAUGCUCCAGCAGUCCGAACAGCGAAGGAAGAGUGACUUGCUGCGCACGCUCACAGCAAGCUCCCGUGACACCAGCACCUGCAAGAAAAGGCCGGCAAAAGAAAAGCUGACGGUGGAGGAGGAGCUGGAAAAGUGCAUUCAAGACUUCCGCAAGAUCAAGAUCCCUGAGAGGUUCCCCGAGAGGAAGUACAUGUGGCAAGCCGACCUGCUGAGAAAGUACCGCCUCUGAGCCAGGAAAGAGGACAGAAGGAGCAGACACAUGAAGCCAAGGAUCAGUUUACAUGUUUUUUGAUCAUGACUUUUGCAACAAAAGGGAGAUAACACUUGACUCAUUUGAAUCCAGUUUCUGGGGGAAACUUCACCUUUAUGCCAGUAGGUUGAACGUCUACACAGAAGCUUGAAAGAAGCAUAAACAGACUCUUAUUGAUGUAUGUAGUAUGUAUGUGUGAGUAUGUAGUUUAGGCCUACUGUAUGUACUGUAAGUAUGUGCUGUACCUUGCUGAAUGCUUCAGAGCUUUGAAUAAUUUAUCCCAGAGGACCAAUCCAAGUGGGUGAAAGACAUCCUCUAUGAACAGAGCAACCAACCGAGGGCUUGCUAAUGGCUACACUGGGGGUUACUGAGGGUUACUGGACUGCACACAUUAUCAUCUGUCAUCAUUUCACUGAAAAACCAUCACAGGAGCCACAAAGACAAACACUGAUUCAGUAUGCGAAUGUGUUUGUGUGCCUGUGUUCUCACCCAGGUGGCCUAGAGGUCACAGAUAAAUCUGCAUCAGGACCCAUUAAUAAUUCAUACUGUCCCGACAGCGCUCUCACUAUAAAUACACCCAGAGCUCUCUGCUUCCAGGGUGGUGUAAACAGCUGGGUUGAUUACUUUACUUUAAG
Thunnus maccoyii (southern bluefin tuna) is the source of this 1958-nucleotide messenger RNA. RefSeq names its product potassium channel tetramerization domain containing 16b (gene kctd16b). NCBI's taxonomy places the organism in Eukaryota, Metazoa, Chordata, Actinopteri, Scombriformes, Scombridae. The transcript is spliced from 2 exons. Gene Ontology annotation, cellular component: postsynaptic membrane; presynaptic membrane. Bases 1 to 1302 code for a protein of 433 amino acids. Gene Ontology annotation, biological process: protein homooligomerization; regulation of G protein-coupled receptor signaling pathway. Gene Ontology annotation, molecular function: protein binding. The record is from RefSeq and is a predicted model, not a curated record.